Gavia stellata (red-throated loon) is the source of this 2365-nucleotide messenger RNA. RefSeq names its product protein PML-like. Lineage: Eukaryota; Metazoa; Chordata; Aves; Gaviiformes; Gaviidae. The transcript is spliced from 8 exons. Bases 5 to 2350 code for a protein of 781 amino acids. Gene Ontology annotation, molecular function: zinc ion binding; ubiquitin-protein transferase activity. The record is from RefSeq and is a predicted model, not a curated record. Gene Ontology annotation, biological process: intrinsic apoptotic signaling pathway in response to DNA damage; PML body organization; positive regulation of DNA-templated transcription. Gene Ontology annotation, cellular component: nucleoplasm; chromatin; PML body.
CCCCAUGGAGACGGGACCCCAGCCGGGUACACCCCCGUGCUCCCCUCCAUCCCACCCGCCCGCGGUGGAGGAUGACUUCCAGUUCGUCCUCUGCGAGGGCUGCCGGCAGGAAUCGCCCAACCUCAAGCUCCUCACCUGCCUCCACACCUUGUGCCUCGAUUGCUUGAGCGAGAACAAGCCCAUCGGGCAGUGCCCCGUGUGCCGGACGGCCAUCCCGCAGGCCAGCGGCAUCUCCGACAUGGACAACCUCCUCUUCACCAACCUGCAGGCCAGGCUCAGCAUCUACAAGAAGAUCAGCAACAGCAGUGGCCCGAGCUGCAGCCGGUGCCGGGGGGAAGCGGCGGCGGUGUGGUGCUCCGAGUGCGAGGAGUUCCUCUGCAGCAAGUGCUUUGAGGAUCACCAGUGGUUCUUCAAGAAGAGGAACCACGAGGCCAGGAGGGUGGAGGACCUUUGCGCGGAGUCAGCCCAUCGGUUCCUGGAAGACACCAGCAAGUCCUGCAACCUCUUUUGCUCCAGCCCCUGUCACGCCGACAAGAGCCACGUCUCCAGCAUCUACUGCAAGAAGUGCCAGAAGCCGCUCUGCUGCUCGUGCGCGCUGCUGGACAGCCAGCAUGCCCCCUUCUGCGACAUCCGCAGCGAGGCGCAGCGCAGGCAGGAGGAGCUGGGCACCAUGAGCCAGGAGCUGAAGGAGAAGAGAAGCGGCUUCGAGGCCACCUACGCGGCGCUGCAGGAGGAGGCCGCCCGGCUGGAGCGGGCGCAGCGGGAGAUGCGGGAGCUGAUCCGGCAGCGCGUGGAGCAGCUGGUGCGGCUGAUCCGGCGGGAGGAAGAGGAGCUGCUGGGGCUGGUGGAGGAGCGGCAGGAGCAGGGCCGGCGGGAGCUGGCGAGGGAGCUGCAGCGCGUGGAGGGAGUGCUGCGGCGGAUGGAGGCGGGCGAGCGGCUGGUGGAGAAGAUGAGCCUCUACGCCACGGAGCAGGAGGUGAUGGACAUGCAGCCCUUCAUCAAGGACUCGCUGGAGAAGCUGCAGCGGCUGCAGCCGGUGGUGGCCGGGGACCGAGCGCAGCCCGGGGACUUGGCCGAGUGCCGAGCCAGGCUGCAGGCGCUGGUGGAGCGCGUCACGGGGCGCCCAGGUUUUUCCCGGCUCAGCUGCUGCCGGGGCUGGAUGGGAGCUCCGGAGGCUCCGAUUUGGGAUUGCAGCCCUGCUUUCUCCGUUGCAGGUCCCAAUUCCCAAGCUCUCCCCGUGGUGGAAGUGGCCCUGGAGAAUGACCUGCAAGAGGAGCCGGUCCAGCCUGAGAGCCAGAGCAUCAUGCCCACCAUCACCAUCAGCCUUGAGGAGAUGCACACGAGCCCGGCUCUCCCCGUCACCGUGUGGCCCAAGCGGAGGUUGCACUGCAUGGAAAGGGGCAGCCAGAUCUCGCCCAAGCUACCGAAGCUGGAGUGUGACAACAGAUCGGACCCCAGUGAUCCCAGUUCAAACCAGUGGGAUGGCGGAAGGGGGCCCAGCACCUCCGUGUCGAACCAGAACUGCAGCAACAUCCCUGCUGCCAGCAGCCACGCUGACGAUGCAGAAGACACCAGCAUCAUCAUCUGCAGCUCGGAGGACAGCGAGGAAGACACGGCGGCUUCCAGCAAGCCGAAGGACAGCAAGAAGCCCUCCAGCCUCAUGUGGUCCGGGAGCGGGAUCUCACCCCACUGCAGGACCAGCCCCGCCAGCCCCUCGGAUGACGGGUCGGAGCUGAGCACCUUUGUGUUCCUCAGCUUGAAGGUUGAUCGGAGAACCCAGCACAUCACGGAGGUGGCAGCGGCCAACGGAGGGCACACCUUCAAGACGCUGAUUCAGACACCUGAGUCGGUGCUGGCGCUGCUCUCCCAGGGUGCCCCCAUGGAGGUGGGGAUGCAGAACCUCCUCUGGUACCUCUCCUUGCUCCCCAGGCCCAUCCUCAUCGUCUAUAACUUCUGGGCACCGGAGCUGCCCGCUCUCUUUAAAGCCUUGGAUGCUACGGGCAGGAAAAUGGACUUCUGCCACAUUGUGGGUGGUUACGUGGAUAUGUUGUCCUUGAUCAAAGAAAAGCUACCCAAGGCCCCUUCCUACAAGCUGAAGAACCUGCUGAGAAAGCACCUGCAGCAGCAGCUCAACGAGGGCAGCGCCUUGGCCGAGGCCAAGGCCUUGCAGGAUCUUUGGGGAGCCCUGGAGCUCCCUCCCUACGCCGACACGGGGAUGAGGCUCACCCACUGCAACCUGCAGAGCUACAUCCUCCUGUGGCCCCUGGUGCAGGAGAAGCUGCUCACCAAGAAAGCAGCCAAGAUCCUGGCCCGGCGCAAGCUCAUCCUCUGGGAGCUGGAAGAGGUGUGAGCGCAACCGGGGGGU